AUGAGCAACAAUGAGAGCCACCGUCCAUGGCGUCUUCUUCUCGGUGUGACAGGUAGUGUUGCAACAAUUAAACUCAAGGAACUUAUUCAUAGUUUUAAUAUUCAUAAUAUCGAUACGAUUGUUAUACCAACUGAAAGAGCAAAACAUUUCAUUGAAUUCGAAGAUUCUUGGUGUUCUCAUGGAUUGAUUACUGAUAUAAAAUGUCCAUGUUAUUUUGAAGAUCACGAUGAAUGGACUUCAUGGAAAAAACGUAAUGACCCUGUUUUACAUAUUAUGCUUCGCGAUUGGGCUGAUAUACUUUUAAUUGCGCCACUUGGCGCGAAUACAUUAGCUAAACUGGCCGUUGGUUUAUGCGAUAACCUUUUAACAAAUGUUGUUCGUGCAUGGGAUUUAAAAAAAAGGAAACCAUUAAUUAUUGCGCCUGCAAUGAAUACAGCAAUGUUUGAACAUCCUCUUACACGACAACAUUUAGAGACGCUCACAAAAACAUUUGGAUACAUAGAAAUUUCUUGUGUCGAAAAAACACUAAUGUGUGGACAAAUUGGUAUUGGUGGUAUGGCCUCGGUAGAGACUAUUGCUGAGAAAACUUUGAAUAUAUUUCAACAAAUUGCAAUCGACUGA
Rotaria socialis is the source of this 621-nucleotide messenger RNA. NCBI's taxonomy places the organism in Eukaryota, Metazoa, Rotifera, Eurotatoria, Philodinida, Philodinidae. The record is from the annotation of a GenBank genome assembly.